AUGUCUCUACCUCAGAACUUGAAACCGUACUAUGUUGAAUGGCUUGGAUCUGAAGCAGAAAAAGCCACGCAGAAGAACGAAAAACUGGGCGCGGUCUAUGCGAAAGCUCUCGAAAAUUUAAAAUCACACGAAUCAGCGCUCGUGCAUCCGAACGAGCUCCUUGCUAUCAAGGGCAUCGGUAACAGGAUCAAAAAUGUGCUUAAAGAUCGGCUACAUUCUUUUUGCAGGGAAACUGGGUUUGAACCACCACCAGAUCCACAAUUGGUAGUCAGUAACGUAGAAAACCGGCAAAGAACUAAGAUACGAUCUUUGCAGGACGACACGCAGGCUGACGAGAGACCCAAAAAAAAGCGAAGAUAUGUCCCGAAGAGAAGAUCUGGCGGGUACGCCAUUUUGUUGGCUCUUUUGGAAUGCAAUUCUUCGAGGCAGGGUUCCUCGAAAAGUGAAAUAGUCAACCUCGCUUCUAAAUACUGCGACCACCCUUUCCACUCGAAUCCUACGUCGCGGGAUUUUCACAGCGCUUGGUCUGCAGUAAAGACACUACUGGCAAGAGAGCUUUUAAUUGAGGAGGGCAGGCCCAAGAGGUAUAUUCUGACAAAAGAAGGUGAAGAAAUGGCCCAUACUUUAAAGAAAACCGAUGAUAUAACAUUUGAAGAUGAAGCAGCAUAUCAAAUCAGAUUGGGUGCUGAUUCAGCUGGGAAUAAUUCCAACGAUAUCGAUGGCGAGAAUGAGGUCACCGCUGAUUACAGCGCGUUAAUCGAGGCCACUCAGCCACAUCGAUUACCUGGCAUGUUUCAAUCAUUCCAAACAAAGACUGCUGCGGUCCAGGUAGAUAGUAACGCGAAUAAACCACGCACUCUGGCCGGUGGGGUCAAUACAAAGCUGCCGCCUGCUGAUGUCCCCACUAACAAACCCACAAGUCCGUCAAGAGGCACCAAGGAUAACAUAGUGAGAGCCAGGUGGAACGGGAUCAGCUAUGAGGUCUGGGAACCCAACUCCUACGAAAUUCUUCUUGUGAUAGACCAUCGUGAGGUCAAAUCUAAAAGUGAGCGAGAAUUUUUUGCUAACCAGUUACGAGAGAAAGGCGUCAUGGUCGAGACGCGCCAACUGUCGUUAAGUGAUAUUCUAUGGGUAGCUAGAAAUAAGAUCACCAAGAGAGAAUGUGUUCUUGAUUUCAUGCUCGAGAGGAAAAGGCUGGACGAUUUUGCUAUGAGUAUCAUGGAUAACAGGUUUGUGGAGCAGAAAAAUCGGUUGAAGAAGACCGGAUGUAGGAAUGUUUUUUAUUUGGUGGAAGAUAUCGCCAGCGAUACAGCUGUCAAAAUGGCCGAUGCCAUUAGAACAGCCGUAUGGGUGACCAUCAUCUACAAUGAAUUUCAUGUGAAAAGAACCAAAAACCCAGAUGACACAGUAAAUUGGCUCAAGGGUAUGACAAGUGUUAUCGAAAAUAAUUAUGCACAAAAGUCGGUGCUAGUUAUGAGUCCCAGAGAUUUGAAAAGUCAGGAUGAUUAUCUCGAUACCUUACAAAAAUUUCGUGUGCAGUUCGAGCGUGCUAACAAUCUAGAGUGCUGUCAGCGCUUUGAUUGCUUUCAGGAAAUUAUGGACAAAGGAUCCUUGAUGACCGUCAAAGAACUCUUUCUCAGAGCGCUGAUGGUAAACAAGGGCGUCUCUUUAGAGAAAGCAAUAUCUAUCCAGGCAAAAUUUCCAACGCUCUGUGCACUAUUAAAAGCGUACCGGAAUUGUGAUUCAGAUGAGAAGGGAAAGAAUUUGUUAGCUGACGCCUUGAAAUGCGAACCUGGAACAAGAAAGGUGGGGAAAGCUCUAUCAGAAACACUAUGGAAAACAUUUGGAAAACGUUGA
Molecule: messenger RNA, 1857 nt
Organism: Lachancea dasiensis
Lineage: Eukaryota; Fungi; Ascomycota; Saccharomycetes; Saccharomycetales; Saccharomycetaceae
Source: the annotation of a GenBank genome assembly